GCCGCAGAGAUCAACGAUUGCCCAACUUGGGGAAGGGUUGGGGUGCAAGGCUGGUGGCGAGUAGGAUUCCACAGGAAAGUCGGGGGUGAAAAAUCAGGUUUGGAGACUGCAGGUGAACUGAUACUGUCUCAGUGCUGGAAAAACACAAAACCCGGUUCCACGCGGUGCUUUAGUGGCUAAAAGUGAAAGAGCUGCCUUGGCAGAAUUCAGCUCUAUGAAUCACUUCGGAAAAUUGGUUCGACUGAAUGGCCUUAGGAGGAAAAACGUUUUAAUAGGAUCCAGGGGAGGUUCUGCUGUUUCAAUCUGCUCCUUAAACAGGUGGAGAUUGGACCUUCUCAAUUAUACAAACAGGAGCGCGGGCGCCAGUUGCCUCCUUUAAAGUUUGAGGGGCGGUGGCGGCGGCCGGCGGGCGCGGGGGAACGCGGGGUCCUCAACGGGAGUCGCGCCGCCGCCCAUGUCAUUCCACUUCAAGUGACUUCAUGUGAUGUCAGCUGAAUGUAAAAGACAGUGAUCUCACGCGGAGGGGAAGAUGUUUGCCAUCAAAAUGUGACAGAAGAGACGCGCUGCAUGGCUCCGAACGCAUCUCCUUGGCGGUGGGGGAAAGAGACUUAGAGGAGAGAGAGGCUGUGCCCCGGCCCAGCCUGGCUCAGCUUGGCGCGCCAUGGCCAGCUCAGCUUCCCUGGAGACCAUGGUGCCCCCGGCCUGCCCGCGCGCUGGAGCGUCACCGGCCACUUCCAAAACCCUGGCCUUCUCCAUCGAGCGCAUCAUGGCGAAGACGUCCGAGCCCCGAGCGCCCUUCGAGCCCCGGCCCGCCGCGCUGGAGGCGGACAGCGGCCAGAGCAAGAAGCUGCUCAACCUCUGCUCGCCGCUGCCCUGCAUGAUCCCCCUCCAGCCCCUGGGCUACGAGGUGCCGUCCAAGACACUGCUCAGCUACUCGGAGUUCUGGAAAAGCAGCCUCCGGGCGGGCGGAGGAGGAGGAGGCGGCGGCGGGGGGGGCCCAGUGUGCGGCGCCAGCGGCUUGUGCAAAACCAACUGUGGCGUGUGCUGCAAGGCCGAGCUGGGCCUGGCGCCCUCGGCGCUGCCGGCCGGCCGGGUCAUCAAGCCGCAGGUCAUCAACCAGGCGGUGGGGCUGCCGGCCGGCGGCUCGCUCUACUACUUCAACUACCUGGACUCCAGCGCCUACCCUCCGUCGGAGCUCCUCGGAGGCCACCUCUUCCCAUCCGGCCUCCUCAACGCCCAGGCCCCCACCUCCCUGGCCGCUCACCCCAAGCUUUUCCUGCUGGACAACGCCAAACUGGCCAGCCUGACUGCGGACAAGUUCCCCCACCCGGCUCCCUACCCCCACAAGGAGCGCCUGCCCGCGCCUCUGGAGCAGGUGCUGAAGGAGAACUCGGCUCUGACCGCUGACCGAGGGGGAAUCAAGAGCCACAGCAAACUGCCGGGGGGCUCUGCCGACAGCAAACCCAAAAACUUCACCUGCGAGGUGUGCGGCAAGGUGUUCAAUGCUCACUAUAACCUCACCCGCCACAUGCCCGUCCACACGGGAGCUAGACCGUUUGUGUGCAAAGUCUGUGGCAAAGGCUUCCGCCAGGCCAGCACUCUCUGCAGGCACAAAAUUAUCCACACCCAGGAGAAGCCCCACAAGUGUAACCAGUGCGGCAAAGCCUUCAACCGCAGCUCCACGCUCAACACGCACAUCCGCAUCCACGCGGGCUACAAGCCCUUCGUCUGCGAAUUCUGCGGCAAGGGCUUUCACCAAAAAGGGAACUACAAGAACCACAAGCUCACCCACAGCGGCGAGAAGCAGUACAAAUGCACCAUCUGCAACAAGGCCUUCCACCAGGUCUACAACCUGACCUUCCACAUGCACACCCACAACGACAAGAAGCCUUUCACCUGCGCCACGUGCGGCAAGGGCUUUUGCAGAAACUUUGACUUAAAGAAACAUGUGCGCAAACUUCACGACAGCGUGGGUCCCCCCGCCACGCCCUCUGCGAAGGACCUAGCCAGGACAGUUCAGAGUUGAGAGCUGCUGCCUUGUCUUUUCCUUCCUGCCCCGUGCCAACCCAAGCAGAUCUCACGUAUAAACUUAUUUCUAAAAUUAAAAGGAAACAAACAAACAAACAAAAAAACUAUAGCAGAGAGGCUAAAAAUCUAUUUAUCGAAACCAGCAUAUUUUUGGGGAAAGUUAAACGUGUCCUCGAGGACCGGCACCAAACGCGUGGCUCACACGUUUGUACAUUCAGGAACCGUAUUUAAAUCCAGUGCGCUGAAACCUAUUUAAUUCCAGGCCUCGGCUUCUCCUCGGGCAGCCGGCUUCUACUCCCAGCCUGUCACCGUGAGCGCCCAGAAGAGCGUCAUGACCCCAGCCAUCUUCACACAACCUUGUAAUCUCUCCUGUACAAGCGAACACGGAAUAUUACACAUAUAUGACUCAAUAAACAGAACGUUAGUGCGC
Meriones unguiculatus (Mongolian gerbil) is the source of this 2458-nucleotide messenger RNA. RefSeq names its product FEZ family zinc finger 2 (gene Fezf2). The transcript is spliced from 7 exons. Lineage: Eukaryota; Metazoa; Chordata; Mammalia; Rodentia; Muridae. The coding region runs from base 662 to 2026 and encodes 454 amino acids. Gene Ontology annotation, cellular component: nucleus. The record is from RefSeq and is a predicted model, not a curated record.